Striga hermonthica is the source of this 843-nucleotide messenger RNA. The record is from the annotation of a GenBank genome assembly. NCBI's taxonomy places the organism in Eukaryota, Viridiplantae, Streptophyta, Magnoliopsida, Lamiales, Orobanchaceae.
AUGAGCUCGCCGAUCGCCUUCGCCGUCGACGAUAAGGACCUAGACGACGCCGCUUUAUGGGCGGUAAUCGACUCAGCCGCUGCAGCCGCCGCCUCCUCCGCCGUGACCCGGAGACCCCGCACCAAACCGCAGACCCCCAUUCCAUUUCCCCUCAAUUCUCCUCAAAGCUACCGCCGUAGUCACAACCACAGCCCCGACGGCGAGGUAGUGCAGAACAAUCGCCCUCACAAGAUCCCCAGAACGGCCGAGACGCCGCGCGUUCACGCGUCCAGCCCUCCGCAGCUUGCGAUGGUGAAGCAGGUGAGCCGCACGCCGGAGGUUUCUUCGCCGGCGUAUGGGACUGGCUCGAUGGGAAUGAGUAGUUCUGCAGUGACGAGUUUUCAUGGUCCGAUUGGGUCAGCGGCGAGUUACGAGAAGGUGGAGACGAGGCACUGUUUGGCCGGUCAGUUUCCAACUGUUUCGUUGUUCAAGGAUUACCAAAAUGCAGCUAUGGCGAUAUUGGAGAAAAAUGACUACACCAUGAUAUCUGGAAAUCCUUAUAUUAAGAAGUCAGGUUGGAGGAAGAUUUCAUUUUACUUCAAUCUGUCUUAUGAAAUUAAAGACAAGACCAUCGAGUAUGAUGACAACCGCAACGUUCAGCGUGCUGAGUUCAUUGUUCGUGCAUACAUGCAGGGUGGAAGGUUUUCAGAUGGAUGGGGUUCAUGUGAACGAAGGGAGAAGAAGUUUCAAAAACCCAAUCACGAUAUUCCAAGCACAGCUGAAACUCGAGCCAAGAACAGAGCAUGCCAGGACUUGCUAGGAAUCGGAGAGUAUCGUCCUGGUGCAAAGCAUGCUUAUGGCUAA